CGACCUGCAACUGUAAGACUUCUUUAUAAAAAGACCUGCAACUGUAGGACUACUUUAUAAAAACGACCUGCAACUGUAACUGUAGGACUCCUUUAUAAAAAGACCUGCAACUAUAGGACUCCUUUAUAAAAAGACCUGCAACUGUAGGACUACUUUAUAAAAACGACCUGCAGCUGUAAGACUGCUUUAUUAAAACGACCUGCAACUGUCAGACUCUUAAUUCGUGAGCACACAGUUGCCUAACUGACGACAUAAUGAAACAAUUUUCAAACGAGAGAAACGCAAAAGAAAAAGGCAACGGUGCCCUGCAGCGGUAUGAGAUUAUCUGGUACCUUUUUAAAAAGUACCUACAGGGUAAACAAGUGGUUAAUAAACAGUAAUUAAGUUAAAUUACAGAAUGUGUAGUUAAAAUAAAACUAUGGAUUUAGUUAAUUUGAAAUUCACGCAUACUUACACCUUAAUGUGCCGCAGUUUUUCCCUUUUUUAUCGUUUUUUUGCACACAUGGGCAGUGGACACAUGGCAUAUAUUUUUAUUACUUACAUUGUUUCAUUAGUGUCCUUUAGACUUCUGUACAAAAAUCAAUACAGCUUGUGGUACAGCAUAUAAAAUGUUACCAUAUACAUGUUGUACACGCUAUAUACGACAUCAAGCUACCACAAAGUUAAUCAAGAAUAUAAGUUGUGCUGUAUUACAAGGAACAAAUAUACCAGAAGUAAUUCAAGUGAGGAAACAAUCAAAGAUAAAUUUAAGAACAAAUUCUGACUCAAGUCCUGGUUUAGCUAGCUCGAUAAAGAAGAUAUACUGCAAUGAAAGAGACCCUGGAAAUCACACAUUAAAAGAUAUUGGUUUAAUGCAUGAGAUUCCAAAAGAAGAUCAGUCAUCUCUUGUUCUUAAAUAUGACAAGGGGUUUAGGAAAAAGUUUUUAACAGAAGCAAGUGCGGUUGACAAACUGUGUAUUAUGAUCCGUAAACCUGGCUUGGAAUUGGUUAACUACCUGAAACAUGCGAAUUAUUCAACAGCUGUCAACAGAUAUUUGAUGUAUGGACCUGCUGGUUGUGGAAAAACUAUGACUAUGAUGUACGCCGUGGAUUAUUGUAAGAAACAAGGGUGGCUUAUUGUUCCUGUUUUCAACCCGUGGACCUGGAUUCAGUAUAAAAACACAUACAUUGUUCAUCAGAGGGAAGAGAUAGUAAGGUCACUCUGGAACAAGGAUAGAGUUGACCAUCCUGAAAUAGCAGCACGUUGGUUAGAAAACUUUCGGCAAAUAAAUUCAGAUUUAUUGGAAAAUGUGUUUACAACACGAGAGUAUACGUGGUCGAAACAUGAAAAGACAAAAUCUGGUGUUUCAUUUUCCACCUUAGUGGAUCUUGGCAUUGCUCGUGUUAGAAUUGCAACAGAUGUUGCUGGCUGUAUACUACGUGAGAUUAUAAAUCAGGAUUCACCUGAUUUUCCAAGAACAUUAGCUGCAGUAGACUGUGCUAACUCUUUUUUCGGUAUCUCAACUUUAAAAAUCGAGCCUGGAGUUUAUUUAGAGCCCAAUGAACUUGCUCUCGUUCAUAAUUUCAAGAAAAUCCUGAGUAACAAAUGGAAAAAUGGUGCCGUAAUUGUUGGAUUAAACACAUCUGGUAUACCAAGUCAAACAAAACGUAUCGCAAAAGUUUCGAGUGAACAUCCAUACGACAUUCUCGGCCAAGAAGGCUUUGACAUUUUGGAUCCACAUAUUCCAAUACAUGUUCCCCACUAUACUGAUAAGGAAGCUAUAUCACACCUUGCUUAUUACCAGGAUAGGAAAUGGUUGGUAGGUAGAAGCACAACCGAAGCAGGAGAAGCGGAAAUUCUUCAAAUUUGUGGAAAUUCUCCAACUGAUAUCUGUGUUUAUUGUGGCCAUUUAUAUUAAACUAAUAAAAGUAAUGCUGUCAUUAAAUGCCUUUUGUAAUAUGAAGCUUUAAAUAAAACGUUUACUACAUUA
Ciona intestinalis (vase tunicate) is the source of this 1970-nucleotide messenger RNA. Its product is annotated as small ribosomal subunit protein mS29-like. Gene Ontology annotation, molecular function: structural constituent of ribosome. Gene Ontology annotation, cellular component: mitochondrial ribosome; mitochondrial small ribosomal subunit. Gene Ontology annotation, biological process: apoptotic process. The record is from RefSeq and is a predicted model, not a curated record. NCBI's taxonomy places the organism in Eukaryota, Metazoa, Chordata, Ascidiacea, Phlebobranchia, Cionidae.